AAUAAAUAAAUAAAGCAAAGAUACAAAACAUUUGAAUCUUUGAUACUACACACAACAAGCAGCAAAAUUGGAAGCAAUUCAGUCUCGCUGCGAACCCUAGCUAUAGCACCAUCUUCGUUCUUCAACUCAUCUAUGUGUUUAUUAACUAACUAACUAAAAGACGUUGCCCCAACAACUCAGAAGUUCAUAUCAGAGUGUACAGAAAAGGUGAAUUGCUUGGCUGUUGAAAUCGUGUGUGAUUUUCAUGGUGUAGUCACUGCUAUGCAAAAAUAUCUUGUGGAUUCCUUAUAUAUAAAUCAAAAAAAAAAGAAAAGAAUGGGCAGAGCGGCAGCAGGGACAAAUGGAGGAGACUUGAAGAAAAAGUGUUUGAUGAUGGAUGAUAACACGGUUGAAUGGCUAAAUCUUCCUCGAGAAUUAUGGUUAGAUAUCAUAUCCAAAAAAUUGAAUACAUUUGAUAUUCUUCGAUUCCGCAGUGUCUGCACUUUAUGGCGCUCUAUUCUUCCCCCUCCUUUUCCAUCUCCUUCUCAUACACUUCGCAUUCAAGAUGGUAAGUUUUUGCUACUCACCGAAACUAAAAUAUAUCGCCUACAACCAUUAUUGCCAACUUGCUCUUCUAAUAAAGGGUGGAUCAUAAAGGUUGAAAAAUCGAAAUCUGGCAAAUUUCGUCACUUAGAUGUUUUGACCAACACUCAGAUCUCACACACAUUCCCAUCUAAUGUGUUAGAUUUCAUGAACUUACGAGUUAGGGAAUUGUUUCAAACAUAUACUCUCAAUUUUUCUAGUGAUGGAGGUAAAUUUAAUACAUUUGAGCCCCUUGAUGAUGUUUAUAAAGUAGUGUUGUUCUCUGAUGAGGGUCUUGGUCAGAUGGUCUUUACCCUGCGUAAAGAUAGAAAAUUACGUGUUUCCAAUAUUGGAUAUAACAAUUUCAUUAUAGUGGAUGAUGGGAAUAGAAUCUAUCAUGAUAUAAUCCUUUAUAUGGGGAAGGUUUAUGUUGUGGAUAAAAGCGGAAUCAUUUUCUGGAUCGAUUGUUCAUCCUUUAAGUUGGUUCAGUCCUCACCCUCGUUAAAUAACGAUGGUAAAAGUAAGUAUUUGGUGGAGUCAAGUGGAAGUCUUUUUGUGGUUGAAUUGUAUUUUAAAAGAACUGGAGUGAAUACCAGAAAAUUAGGCAUUGAUAUCAGUGUUCUAAAGGUUGAUGAAGAAUCAAAUAGAUGGCUUCGUGUAACAGACUUGGGCGAUGUUCUGUUUGUUUUGAGUAAAGACUUAAAUUUUUCAUUGUCUGCUAAUGAUUAUUAUGGUUUUGAAGGAAAUUGCAUCUACAGCAGUGCUAAGGGCAGGACUUCUCGUUUCAGCUUGAAUAAUUCAGAAGUUAAAUUUGUUGAUCACAUUUUUUGGCCUUUCCCAACCUUGUUCAAUUCUGAUAGUGUAUCAUUUCAUAUCCAAUAAGUAUUGAGUGUGUGCUACAUAUCAUGAACCCAAGUGAAUUCUCAACCAAUGAUAUUCAAGUUUUUAUUAUUUGGAUUUGGAUUUAUGGUAUGAACUUAUUAGAUUUUAUAAAAUCGACUUAUAAGGUGAUGAAUGUCUCUUUUUAUAUCAACUCUAUUUUUUUUUUCCCCAAUAAAUUUAGGAAAUGUAUUAUGUACGUCACCCAAUUACUGGGCUCAUUUUUGUUUCAUUUUUGUGUGGUUAUGCAGCACGAGUAAUAAUAUAGGUGGGUCUUGGAGUUGGAGGUAUCAUCCCUUCAUCUAAGAACUUGAAACCUCACCAAAAUUCAGAGGUUCGUCGUGUUGGCAGAACGAACAAGCUUAGAAUAGGUUCAAUUAGAGAUGUCAUCUGGUGACAGAAGUAAAUUUCAUCUUUAAUUUUUCCAUUGCUAAUUUUUGUGUCAAUAGGGUUUUAAUUUUUCAAUUCCAUUUUGUAUAAGAUAUUUUAACGUUUUCUAAUCAACCUUUUUUUGGGAAAUAUUAUUUUGUGAUUAACCUGAAACCUUAGUGCUUUGAUACCAACAAGUAUAGAGUUUAUCAUGGUAAUUCUUGCCGAUAUUUUAUAACUUGAAAUAUUAUUUUAUAACUAUUAAUUCUAUAAUUUGAUUUAUUUUAGUCAUUUUAAUACGAUAAAUACCACAUGAAACAUACAACACAAAUGGAAGAUCACAUGUUUGAAGUUUGAAUGCCACGAAUAUCUAUCCUAAUAAUUUCAGCAUUUGUUAAUUGAGUUAAGAUUUAUGGAAUCAUGCUAUACAUAACUGUGAAGUACAUAAAUUCAGAAUAGAUAUAACUGACUAAGAACAGAAACAGCUUACCUAAUAAUCACCAACAAAAAUCAGCACAUUCAAGAGUCCUUUCAUAUUUGUUUUGGUUUGUGCCAUGUGCUAAUGCCAUGAGUCCCAAUGAUAGCAAAAGAGAGAGAGAGAGAGAGAGAGAGAGAGAGAGAGAGAGAGAGAGAGAGAGAGAGAGAGAGAGAGAGAGAGAGAGAGAGAGAGAGAGAGAGAGAGAGAGAGGUGCAAAUAGCAGUUAAAAUGGGGUGAGAGGAUAAGAAGGCAGCCACGUAAUGUGCAUGUAAAUCACUCACUAACUUAUGAAUGAUGCAUUACUGAGGAUAAUCCAACGGCCACAACUUUUUGUUCCUAGAGAUAGACAUAUUGAUUGAUAUUGUAGACUAGAUUUUUGUGUAGCAAAAAAGUAACAGAAGCAUAUAUCAUGUACUCUUGGUGAGUGAAGAAGUGAAGAUGAGUAAUUUUGUUGGAAUAAGGUUACCAGUUGUGGCAUGUUAUUGUUGUUGUGCCACACCAAAUCCUCAUCACCCUCCUCGUACUAUUGUUGCUUCCUCUUCUUCUCUGCUAAACAGGAAAUUUAAGAAUGUUCCUCGUCGCAUGUUAUUAGGCUUUGGAGCAUCUUCAUUAACAUUCUCUCACUUUAUGUCUACUUCUUCUGGUGUCAAGUCCUUCAUUGCCUCAGCUAGAAUAACCUCUGGUCCCUCCGUCGAUCAGAUACUCAAGAAUGUGGAAUGGCCAGAGCAAUUCCCCUUUAAGGACGAGGAUUUUCAACGCUUUGAUGAGUCAUCAGAUUCUACAUUCUAUGAAGCACCUCGAUUCGUAACACACAUUGAUGACCCUGCAAUUGCUGCUCUAACUAAGUAUUACUCCAAGGUUUUUCCACCUAGCAACACUCCUGGAGUAAGCAUUUUGGAUAUGUGUAGUAGUUGGGUCAGCCAUUUUCCGUCUGGAUACAAGCAAGAACGAGUCGUAGGAUUAGGCAUGAAUGAAGAAGAACUCAAAAGGAACCCUGUCCUCACGGAGUAUGCUGUACAAGACUUAAAUGUGAACCCUAAACUUCCAUUUGAGGAUAACUCUUUCGACGUCAUCACUAAUGUGGUUAGUGUUGAUUACCUAACAAAGCCUCUUGAUAUUUUCAAGGAGAUGAGCAGGAUACUCAAACCAGGUGGAUUGGCCAUAAUGAGCUUUUCGAACCGAUGCUUCUGGACAAAAGCCAUUUCUAUAUGGACAUCAACCGGGGAUGCUGAUCAUGUUAUGAUUGUUGGAUCCUAUUUUCAUUAUGCAGGAGGAUUUGAACCUCCUCAGGCUGUGGAUAUAUCUCCAAAUCCUGGACGCUCGGAUCCCAUGUACGUUGUGUACUCGAGGAAGCUUCCUACCGCUUAAGAGAAAUAUAUAAAAUGAGAAUUUGUAGCAGGUGUAUUUACCUAUCAGAAGUUACUUUGAUGGAGAAUUUGUUCAUAUUGUAUGCCAAUAUUUUUAUAUUUUUAAUGUUAUAGCAUUGUUUCA
Trifolium pratense (red clover) is the source of this 3778-nucleotide messenger RNA. Its product is annotated as F-box protein SKIP23. The transcript is spliced from 9 exons. NCBI's taxonomy places the organism in Eukaryota, Viridiplantae, Streptophyta, Magnoliopsida, Fabales, Fabaceae. The record is from RefSeq and is a predicted model, not a curated record. Gene Ontology annotation, molecular function: protein binding; S-adenosylmethionine-dependent methyltransferase activity. The coding region runs from base 2726 to 3655 and encodes 309 amino acids.